Messenger RNA from Leptopilina boulardi, 493 nucleotides. RefSeq lists its product as uncharacterized. NCBI's taxonomy places the organism in Eukaryota, Metazoa, Arthropoda, Insecta, Hymenoptera, Figitidae. The transcript has a single exon. The coding region runs from base 101 to 493 and encodes 130 amino acids. The record is from RefSeq and is a predicted model, not a curated record.
UAGAAUCAGCAUGACACCUCUACAUUGUUACUUACGUCAUGCCUCAUUCUGUUGCCUAUGCUGUGGGAAUUGAAAUAUUAUUAUUUUGCUUUUCAUCAUAAUGUCCAAGGAACCAGAUGUCAAUAAUGUUUUUGAAAAUUUGCUAAUGACAGAAAAUUUAGCUGCAGAAAGCAAUUACGAAGAAGGGUAUAAAAAGGGUAAAAAUAAUUUAUUGCAAGGUUAUCACCUUGGUUAUCACAAAACAAGUUCAGUGGCUACACAGUUGGGAUUUUUUAAAGGUGAACUAAUGAAAAGUCACAGUCAAUCAACACUUUUAAAAGUUGAUCUCCAAAAAGAAAACUUACUUUCAAAUAUAAAUAAUUUCUCAGUCUAUAAUAACAGCUCAACUGAAAUUAUUAAAUCUUUUGAGAAUAUAAAAUUCAACUUUAAUAAAUUUUGUUCCAUGACAAAAAGUAAUUUAGCAUCUUUUGAAGAGGAUAAACUUAAUUUUUGA